UACUGGCAAAUAGUUUGACCAAUUUUUCUCACUUCAAUGACCUUUCCACUGCCAACAAUAAUACAAGCAUAAGCAUACAAGCAUAAAUUAACAAAAAUUAUGCUAUGCCACUGCUAAAAAGUUCCUGUGAUUUUAUUAAUUCUACGCGACUGCUGAUAGUUGAAUUUAACAGCCUUAAUCGUUAUCGAUAAUUCGAUAUACAAUAAUGACAUUCUCUGAGGCGUUGACGUAAACAUUUUAAACGAGUUGACACUCCCAUCUAAUGGCGUCUAUUUUUUAAAACAUAAGAACAGAAUUAUUUGUUUACCAGAACAAAAAUGAACAAUAAAAAAUCAAGAAGUUCGCUAAAAAAAGGGCCAACCCAGGCGGAUGAGGAGCCUGAUCCUGUACGAACAAUAAAGCGUCGCAUCAGUUUUAGCGGCAAAAAGUUUAUAAGAGAAUUUGAUACUACGGAGAAACCACGCGACUACGACAACUCAUAUGAAAUAUCGGACCAUACCAACGGCGACGAUAGCUCCGGCCAAACCCAUGGCACUGUGGCAGCGUCUGUACUGCAAAGUACAGCCCACAUCUCCACAUUGCCCAAUGAGAUGGACAAGGAGAAUACAUCGCCCAUCGCAAUAGCUCCAGGCUCAGUGUACGAUCAGAGUUCUCGAUUUAGCGAUUCUACACUCAAACUCCAGACGAGCAUUAAUGUGACGCUGCUACCAGAUGAAAUGGCCAAACACCAUCGGCGAAUGGAAUCCUCGGCCCUUUUAGAGUCAAUGUCAAGAGACAGUUUAUCCUUGUAUGAAGCGGAACGUGUAAAGCUGCGUGAAAAUAGUGUAUAUAGACUGCCAGUUUUUGAGAAAACAAUGGAUCUGAUUCCAGAAACGCUUGCUUUUGCUGAGCUAGAGCCCAAGCAUCUGGAAAACAGAGACGAACAUAAAACUAUUGUAAUACCUGCGGAUAUUAGUUGUGUGGCUCAACAAGUCAGCCAGAAGACGGUGCUAUUCGAGAACAAAGACAUAUCUUGUGAUUUUACCGACAUUGAGCCAAAAGAAAGUUGUUGGGCUGCGGGUGCGACGGCAAAACCAACGCAAGAAAAUGAAUCCAUUGAUGUGGUAGAAAAAGAUUAUAUGAAUUAUUUGCCAGAUGAUUCGACGUUGUCUUCGCCGUUAAUACCCUUGGAUGUGAUAUCAGAGAAUGGGAUUAGCAAGAAAUUGAAUUUUCGGCAACUGAACGAUGCCUUGAACUCCGGCCAAAUACAGUUGUUUCCCAACGGUCCGAAAACACCAACUACUGAUCGCAAAGCAAAGCAACAGCGUUUUUGGCAUGGUCUAGAGCAGCAGCCCGCGGAACAGGAUGCCCCCCUUAGAGAAGUCAUUAAGCCACGCGGCACGCUUAAUUUUAAUGAGAGCAUGAUGAUGUCGCCCAUACCGCAAAAGCCCGAACCUAAUCUAAUGGCAACAGCAGACCAUUUUGAGCAGUCGGUCAAGGCUAAAAGCUCAAAUAACCCUAGACGCAACUAUCGCUUCUCCCAGGCGGACGAGCUGAUGCUAGACAAUACAAAUUUUCUUGUCCAUGCCAAAAUAGGCGAUGAAACACAGUCACGAAAUAGUUCCAAAUCUUCAUCGCGACGGGAAACGACCUACAAUAAUACUGCUAUGGAAUUGGAUGAUCUGGAAAAAUGUGAAGCAGCAAUGAGAGCUGCUCUGGAAAGCGCCAAGCACAAGGAAACUAUGCAACGCCCAGAACCGAUGGAAGAAGAAACUUUAUUAAGUCCCUGCAAAAAUGCAAUCAACACAAUGCAUAAGCCAGCUGCAGUUCAGCAAUGCAGUCAAGCAGAUUUGAAUCCCCAUAAAGCACAGCCAUCUCAGCAGCUCAGCAAUCUAAGGCAAUCAUUGCACGUGUCUGAACCCAUUGAAGAAACCUUCCUUGACUCGCACAAUGAGUUAAAGUCAGUUCGGCCUGCUGCUCCAACAGUAUCGCAACGCAUGAGGCAUGGGCACACAUUGCAAAUGACUGAACCCAUUGUAGAGGAUCUGGUUAUACCACAUAUUGAACCGGCAGCUCAUCAAAUGAAAAACAAUACCCGCAGACAAACUAUAUACGCAGCAGAAGCCAUGGAUGAAGAUAUCGUAAUGCCUUGCCAGGAAUUACCCUCAAAUUCGUUAGCUCCUACAGUGGAGAAGCAGUGCAGCAGGCGCCGGCAAACAUUGCACGUGGUUGAUUCCGUUGAAGAAGACUCAUUCUGCUCGAAUAAAGGCCGUAAGACAACUGCUUCCAUGAAAUCCAAGCACAAUAAGUACAGGCAAACGUUGCUCAUGGCUGAACCCAUUCAGGAGGAUGUCAUGGGGCCACAAAAAGAAGCGAUGCCGCAACCAGUGGAGCAGCAGAUCAGCGGGCGUAGACAAUCACUUAAUCUGGACGAAUCAAUUAGAGAAGAUUCGUUUUAUUCGGCGACUGCUGCUCCAGUAGAGCUGCAUAACAAAAAGAACAGACACACAAUGCACAUGGCUGAAUUCAUUGAGGAGGAUCUUGUAAGACCACAACAAGACUUACAUGCUCAACCGACAGCUCCUACGAUGGAAGAGCAGUAUAUUAGACGUAGACAAACACUACACUUGGUUGAAUCCAUUGAAGAAAUUGUCGUUCAACCCCAGUCAAAGUUUACUGCAGUGGAACAACAGUACAGCAGGCGCAGACAAACAUUGCAUCUGGCAGAUCCCAUUGAAGAAGACUCGUUCUGUUCAAUGCCCAACGCUGCCAAUCAGCAUAAAGAUAAAUUCCCUGGGGAUAAACCAAUUAACGACGAAUUGACGCGACAGUCAGAAGCUCCUGCAGUUGGCCUGCAGUCCAAUAGGCGUAGACAAACUUUGCACAUGUCUGAUCCCAUUGAAGAAGACUCUUUCUGUUCAAUGUCCACAGCAACCAAAUCGCAUAGACAUACAUUGCAAAGGGAUGCGCCAAUCGCGGAAGAUGGACCAAAGCCGCAAGAAGAAUAUAGGCGACAGUCAGAAGCUCCUGCAGUUGGCCUGCAGUCCAAUAGGCGUAGACAAACUUUGCACAUGUCUGAUCCCAUUGAAGAAGACUCUUUCUGUUCAAUGCCCACAGCAACCAACUCGCAUAGACAUACAUUACAAAAGGAUCCGCCAAUUGUGGAAGAUAGCUUAAAGCCGCAAGAACAAUGUAGGCGAGAUUCAGAAGCUCUUGCAGUUGGCCUGCAGUCCAAUAGGCGUAGACAAACAUUGCACAUGGCCGAUCCCAUUGAAGAAGACUCUUUCUGUUCAAUGUCCACAGCAACCAAAUCGCAUAGACAUACAUUGCAAAGGGAUGCGCCAAUUACAGAAAAAACCGUAAAGCCGCAAGAAGAAUUAAGGCGGCAGUCAGAAGCUCCUGCAGUUGGGCUGCAGUCCACUAGGCGUAGACAAACAUUGCACAUGGCUGAUCCCAUUGAAGAAGACUCUUUCUGUUCAAUGUCCACAGCAACCAAAUCGCAUAGACAUACAUUGCAAAGGGAUGAGCCAAUUACGGAACAUAGCUUAAAGCCGCAAGAAUUGGCGCGACAGUCAGAAGCUCCUGCAGUUGGCCUGCAGUCCAAUAGGCGUAGACAAACUUUGCACAUGUCUGAUCCCAUUGAAGAAGACUCUUUUUGUUCAAUGUCCACAGCAACCAACUCGCAUAGACAUACAUUGCAAAGGGAUGCGCCAAUCGCGGAAGAUGGACCAAAGCCGCAAGAAGAAUAUAGGCGACAGUCAGAAGCUCCUGCAGUUGGCCUGCAGUCCAAUAGGCGUAGACAAACUUUGCACAUGUCUGAUCCCAUUGAAGAAGACUCUUUUUGUUCAAUGUCCACAGCAACCAACUCGCAUAGACAUACAUUGCAAAGGGAUGCGCCAAUCGCGGAAGAUGGACCAAAGCCGCAAGAAGAAUAUAGACGACAGUCAGAAGCUCCUGCAGUUGGCCUGCAGUCCACUAGGCGUAGACAAACAUUGCACAUGGCUGAUCCCAUUCAAGAAGACUCCUUCUGUUCAAAACUAACUCCCGUUCCCGUAGAAGCUCAGUCCAGCAAUAAUGCAAAAACUUUGCUCGUGACAGAUGCCAUUGAUAUCGAUGAGAUGAAAUCUCAUGCACAUUUACAAUCCACAUCAGCAGCGCACCCAGCUGAAAAGCCAAGCACCAAACAUAGACAAACUUUACUCAUGGCUGAAUCCAUUCAAGAAGAUAUAACUAGCACGCACAAAGGAACCAACUCUAAACCAAAGGCCAGGCAAACACUAAACAUAGCUGAGCCCAUUGAGGAAGCCAUUUGCAAUGCAGCAAAAUCGUUAAAGCUACAAGCAGAUCCUUCCAUCGACCAAUAUAAGAAAAGUGCACGUCAAACAUAUUUCAUGGAGGAAGCUAUGGAGGAAGACAUCAGUUGCAAUCAAUCAAAGCCGACCACCCCACCCAAGUUACAACCACCAAGGAAGCCAAGCCACACAUUACACAGAGAAGAAGCCAUGGAUGUAGAAAUGGCAAAAGUUCCGCCAACUGAGCAGCGCUUCAGCAAGUCCAGACCCACACUGCUGAUGUCGGAAUCCCUAGAGUUGGAAUUGCUAAGCCAAAGCGCCUCCGAGGAUAUUAAUAAAACGUUAGAUGACAGUCCUUCAGAUUCAGCAGAGUGGUUAGCCCAGAGGCUCAAAGCACGUGAAGCAUUGUCCAAGUCAAUGCCAGUUAAGCAGGAAUUUCCAAGUCCAGAUCGGCUUAAGAAAGAGCCACAAUAUCAAGCUGUAGACACAAAAAGCGUCUUAAAUCGACUUAUUAACCGUACAAGUGUGGAAACCCCUGAGAUGACUAAAAAGCAGCAGAAUUGGCAUCAAAAUUUUUUUCCCAUCACGCCCGGUCGUUCAAUGAUUGAGUAUGAGGACCUGGAGGAAGAGUGCAAGGUUGAGAGCCCAGCUGCAAAACCUGCUCUCCAAUCUAUAUACAACACUAUGGAUAUGGAGCUCGACAUGGACACUUCAAACUUUGGUACUCCCAAGCAACCGACUUCGUUUACCGUGAAGCGCUUGCCAAUACACUUGACACCUAAUUUGCCGCAGCCCAAAAAACGCAACACGCACUUGCCAGUCAAAAUGGAGGACCAGAAUGUUAGCUCAGCAAUUGAACUAGAAGCAUCAGCACAAAAAUUGGAGCAAUUAACGCCCGCUAGAAACAGAUCACGAAUUCCUGUCUUAGCCAAAUCAUUGAAUUCACCUUGGCGUGAAACGGAGCAGCUGGACGGCACCGUGCAGAUGGUGAGGGCAGUAAUGAUGGGACAGACACGCUGCCAGAAAAUGGAGAUCACUCACUUGACGCAAGAUAAGGCGAAAACGGAGCCAGAUUUGUAUGAGGAUAACCCCAUAACCAUUUCGGAUGUGUCAAAUCAUUUUACGGCGCAGCGCGAAUUGGCCAAGCGUUCACAAGCCAAAAAAGCUGAGCAGCAGGCCAGGAAAUCGUCCAUUGAAAGUCGCAGCUCAAAUGAGCAUUGCAAUAAAAGCUAUGCGACAACCCAUAAAAGGUUUAUAAAUCUAAGUGGCGAUACCGUAAUCCUUGCCGCCGCUGAAGUUCUUGACGAGGAGUCGGAGGUUUAUGAAAUUGAUAAGACACGACUCAGUCUGGUGUCGACCUUGCUGGACGAGGAGGACGACAGAGAAAAAGAAACAGCUCAUAGCAACAAUAUCGAAUUAGAGUCCAAUGCCGAAUCUGAUGCUUGCCUUGAGCAACUUAAUCCACCAGCAGUGGCUGGGGCAGCGGAUGCGUGCAAAAAAUGCAAACAUUGCAGGCGCUCAAUGGACAAUGCGACAACGCGCAACAUCUCUGCGGAUUCAUUCGAAUUGCCGGAUUCCCCUGAUCUAGAUGAGCAGUUUGAACGUUUGGAUAGAUUACGACAACGGCCACGUCUUGAGGAUGUGCACAAAUAUUGGGAGCUCAAAAAACUGGAACUUAACCCCGACGAUGAAGAUGAAGAGAAAACGCACAACCCUAUAAGCGAUACAAGUAGUUUAAGUCUAUCACAAAUGCUUGAGAUGUUCAACAACAAGUGCGAAGAGUACAAGCAAUUCUGUCCAAAACCAAAACCAGUUGAAAGGUUUGUCAAGUGCUUGGAAGACUCAAUGCGCGACCUGUUGCCCAAUUGGAUAUUUCAUGAUAAUCUUAAGUAUUAUCGUAAAUAUAUCUUCUCACAUCGUAAAAUAACCACAUUUCAACUCGUCGUUGAUUAUGAGCCGUUGGACUUACUGGAAAGUAAGAUACGCGUGAGCAGCAUUAAAAUGAGAAAAUCGAACAUACCUCCGAAGUUUCCAUUGUGGAAUGUCUACGACCAUCUGAUGGAUUUUCAGCUUAAGCUUAAUCUACCAUUGAACCUGGAUCGUCUGUUGGAUGGCAACGAGGUUGUAGAUUUUGUCAAAUUCUUACAGCACAUAGAUGGAGUCUGCUUGAGAGUAUAUAGCAUAUGUAGAAAUAUGCAAAUGGUGUUGACUACAGCAGGAGCACGGAUCUUAAGAGAGUCUAAUCGCAUUAUUCUGAGAAAGACUGUGCGUCGAUUAAUUAAGAAGGAAGAUGAGGCAUUUGCACGUAUGGAGAAAACCAACUUUAAAAUUGAAAUCGGUAACGUUCAGGAGAUCUCGUUUAAGGAUAUUCUGCAGCCAACUUUGUAUCAAUUCGAUGAGAAAAUUCAAUUUUUACCAAAGGGUAUCGCAUUUUUGGAAGCCUUCCUGCAAAAUCCCGAUCAAUUUCUAAGGCGUAACGUCGAACACAAUAAUUAAAGUUUUAUUGUGGACGAUUUGGUGAGCCAGAAAUAUAACCAAUAGGACUUGUUUUAUACAUAAAAUAUUAAGAUAUUCAAAGUUAUGUAGUAAUUAUAUUAGAUAUAAAUGACAUUU
Molecule: messenger RNA, 6884 nt
Organism: Drosophila novamexicana
Lineage: Eukaryota; Metazoa; Arthropoda; Insecta; Diptera; Drosophilidae
Exons: 9
Coding region: 318-6767 (2149 amino acids)
Source: RefSeq, a predicted model, not a curated record